Molecule: messenger RNA, 4342 nt
Organism: Dermacentor andersoni
Lineage: Eukaryota; Metazoa; Arthropoda; Arachnida; Ixodida; Ixodidae
Source: RefSeq, a predicted model, not a curated record
AGAAAGCAUCGCUUAAUUGUAACAAGUUGGUUGCAACUGGUGUCUUGCUUUUUUUCUGCUUUCCAUUGUAUGCAGAUGAACCCUUUACAUCUAAGCUCGCACAGGGCAAACACGCACACCGCCAUCGCGUUGUUCCUGACAGCGGUGGCUGUCGCCGCUGUCGUGCUGCUCAUCAGCAGAUGGCUGGCCUACGAGCCCGUCGUGGGCUUCUGCGAAACUCCCGAUUGCCGGAAGCACGCCGAAGAGCUGAAGGCCGCCAUGGACAGGAGCGCCGAUCCGUGCACCGAUUUCUACAAGUUCGCCUGCGGCUCCUGGAAGGCCGUGGGCAAGGAGAAAUCCGUGAUAGCGCGCGUCUUCACCUCGUCGGCCGCCAUGGCGAUGAGGGAGAUGGAGGCGGAUCCACAGCUGUCCGUGGUGCCGAUGGCGCCCCAGUACUACCAGAGUUGCAUUGGGGCUCGCAUCGAUAUGGACAGCGAGCUGGAGAUCUUCAAGAAAUUUAAGCGCGACCUUGGCCUGGAUUGGCCCGAGAAGGUGCAGAACGCCGUGGUCGAUCCGCUGACGUUGCUGCUGAACUUGAGCAUCAACUGGAACUUUCACGUGUUCUUUAACCUGCGAGCCAUGCCCGUGUACAGAAAAAGGAGCCAGACGCUUUACAUGAGACGCGGCUUGCUGACGCCCAAAUGGCAGGACCUGAGCGAACCGCGAAGGUGGAUGGCCAACGUCCGGGAGCACUGCAGACUUCUGAAGGCCAAGCUUCCGGACAGCGCUUACGCGGAACUGGAAGCGGUGGUCAAAGACCUCAUGAACGCCUCCAUCAGCGUGCCGCGGGAUGCCACCAACGACACCACGUUUGCGCUGAACGAGAUUGAGCACUUCAUACAGCCCGCGUCGAAUUGGUGGCGGGACCAGCUGAACGAACUCCACGGGCCCCAGUUCAGCUGGACGCUGUACAGUCCAGUGGCGCUCGAGGACGCCACCAUCCUCCUGAAACUCGAUCGCCUGGUGAAAAACUACGCAGAAAAGAGGGCGUCUCUGCUUACUGGGUUGGCGUGGGUGUUUGUCCGGCAGAACCUGUGGAUGAUCGCCAGAAAGCCGGAGCUGGUCCUCAAGCUUGACCCCGCUGCGCUCGAGAUGGCCAUGAAGAGGGCCUGCCUGAACUACGUGCAGUCGUAUUUCGGACUCCUCAUCUCGGCCAGACACAUAUACGAGCGCUACAACUCCACCGUCCGCGCCGCGUUGCAACAGUUUUACGACUUCAUCAAGGAGGAGCUGAAGCAGCAGUUCCGUCGCAGCGAAUGGAUCGAGGAGACCGUCAAGACGAAGGCGAUCGCCAAGCUGGACGAGCUGAGCUUCAACGCGAUGCCUGAAGACCGCUUCUUCUCGAAGAUCGACUUGAACCAGCUGUACAGGAAGUUCCCCAGGAUCCGCGGUCAGUUCGUGGAGAACUUCAUCGCCAUAUCCAAGGCGUACCGCCAGGUCAUCGGCGAGGACAGCUUCAUCAGCAUCUUCUCGAAGCGGCUGGGCGGCGGCGACGCGAGUCGCUACAACUACUACUACAACAUCGCCUUCGUGGCGCUGGGCGCCAUGGAGCCGCCGAUCCUGUACGGCGACGGCACGCCCUCCAUGCAGUACGGGUCGCUGGGCCCGAUGCUUGCGCAGUGCAUGGUGCGCUCAUUCGACGGCCGCGGCGCGUUCGUCAGCAAGGCCGGCGACAACGAGGCCUGGUGGGGAGCGUCGGAGGAGUACCACAAGCGCGUCAACUGCGACUUCCUGCACGGGCAGGGCGGCCCGACCGGAGGGCCCGGCUCGCGGCGCCAGUCGGCGCUGUUCCCGCUGGCGACCGGGCUGGCCGUCGUGUACGCGGCGUACCGAAGCGAAGUGGCGUCGCAGUACCAGAUCAAGUACGCCGUCGACGAGCUUCGGCUGCGGGGCCUGGAAGACUUCUCCGAAGACCAGCUGUUCUUCCUCACCUACUGCCUGUCCACCUGCGCUGCCAACAGCAGCGGCGACGCGUGCAAUGUGCCCCUCCAGCAUUCGAUCAAUUUUGCCGCCGCUUUCCAAUGCGAGGUGAAUAGCCGCAUGAACCCGUCGAACAAGUGUCUGUUUUUCGAAUGAACCGGCACCGCCAGUGCUGUUUUUCGUUCUGCCCAUUUUUCUUCUCUUCUAGUUGAGUUCGCAAUUUUAACGCUUGCACACGAUUGGCAAGGACAAGUGGACUUAUCGCGGGAACUCUUUGUACGUUUUUUUUUCUUACUGUAUUCGUAUAGACAGCUGAUAGCUAACGGUUGUAUUUUAUUCUAGAUACGCAUCACGUGUUCUCACUUUUCUUUAUUCGCGGUAACACAACGACGGCCAAAAUGGACUUAAAGCAUAUCUCGUAUGUGCGCGUCCACUCGACGCGCGCGGUGCCUGUCACGAAUUCGCACCUACGGACACUCGUUCACUAAAGAUUCCGGCCUGUCAUCGAAUAUGACUUCUUCACUGCCGAGAGCCAAUGUUCUAGUCGAUGCACUUGAGGACGCAAGAGUGACAAUCGCUAUAUUCGCGGAGGCUGUCGAAACGAAAAGGAAAGAAAAAGGGCUCCUGAGAGCGACAACGCGAAGGCUGAGCCUGCAGAAACGAGGGGGAAAGCUUUCUUACAGUAAACAAACCUCUCUAUAGCAACAUGCCGCGUAUAUGCCUAGAUCGCCAUGUAGUCCAUUUCAUGAAAAAAAAAAAAAAUAUCUCCUCAGCUUGCGUUCGCGGGAAGUCGCGGUAUAUUUUGCUUCGUCUAACAAGUGGAAAAUGCAGAUCCUCUAUUUGCCUGCGAUAUCUAGCUCGAAUCUACAGGGGCCAUUAAAGAGCAAAGUGAGACGGCCUUCGAUAGUCACGAGAGUAUGUACACGCUGAGGUGUUUAUUUGCGCCUUCGAAAUUGUAAGUACACGCAGAGGUAUUUGCGUUUUGCGUAAUGACGCACGAAUACGCACUAGAAUGUAGUUAAUAUUGCGCAUAAACACAGCCGAACAUCCCACAGAGAAAGCGAAGCACGCUAGCAAUUUGGAAGUUGUAAUAAAAUCACUCACACCUUAAACACAAGUCACGGUCACGGGAUUUUUUUUUAUUGCACGAGCAAACAGUGCAGAGCAGAGCAAGCACGUUAAAACGCCAUAGAUGGUUAAAAUUAUUCCCGAGUGCCCCCCUCUCCAACCACGUGGCUCAUAAUUGGAUCGUGGCAUUGGUGCGUAAAACGCCUGGCUCCAAUUUCCAAGAAAGAACAAGGCAAAAUAACUAACAGAAAGAACCAAAAUUGACAUAGCUUCCUAGUUCUCUGGGGCUAGGAAAUUGUCAAUCUUGAUUCUUUCAUAUUUAAUUCGUAUAGUUAUUUCAUACAACAGGGCGAUCAAUUGAACUAUUUGGUGCCCGUUCAGUGUUAUUGCGCUAUGUACAGUAUACAAAAUAAUGGGGACAAGGGGGACCCUGAGUGAGAACGAAGGCGCAAACUUGUUCGUGUCAGUUUGCAUCUUCGCUCCCAGUCAAGUGUCCAUCUUGCAUCCGUUACUGUGUGCUGUACGUAGCGCAAUAACAUUGUAAGUUCUUACAUAGUUAUUGACAUACUUUGCUAACCUUUCCGGGGCUAUAGGAAACUUAUCAUUUGGUUCUUUCUAUUGGUUGUCUUGCCGUCUUUCUCUAGUUUUUUUUUUGCUUUUUUUCAGACAGCGCUUGCCCGUGGCAAAAUAUGGCUUGUAUGCUAUGGCUUGUAUGUGUGCGGGCUUUCAGUUUCGGGCGGCAGUGUGCAUUUUAGUGCCCGACCCUGUUCGUCCAGUGAGUAUUGCGCCUCCUCCGCCAAAGAAAGCGAGCUUCUUUCAAAACGAAACCUACUAUUGUGGUACCCUCCGGCACCUUCCUGAAUGCGGCUGCAGCUGUCUUUUUAUUGUGUUUUAGAUGCAGAAGCAUGGAAAUGCAAGGUGCUGUCGCCAUCCUUGUAGCGCUACAAAUGUGACGGCGCCCUGCUCUGUUCUCUACGGAAUCGCGCAGUGAAACAGCUCUACAUCUCAGUAAUACAUCUUAGUUACUAAAAUUCACACCUUAGUAACACAGUCCGUUAAGUUAGCAGAAAGCAAGCGCCUACCUUGGCCGAUUCCCCCUCGAUGUGUACGUGCCACUCAAUAAAAGAAUCGACAACAGUAACGCUCUACUUAAUCGGUUGAGUAGAAUCGGUAUCGCCGUCUUGUUGCACUCUUGUGUUGAAUCUGGCUCGUUCAAAGAUUACGUUGCGUCGCGGUAUUAAGUGUUUGUUUAACUGCUCUACAACUGCAUCGAAUUUCUUGGAGUUCUCUUCAGAGAGAGCAGAGGUCGCGUAGA